AUGGCAGCAGUCAAGAACAGGCGCUGGGAGUGUAUCGUGCUGCUGGUUCCGCGCGCGCUGAAGUACAACUUCUCCACUGGAUUGCUGCAAGAUGGCAUGAUGGAGUUUGUUGUGUCUGGUGAUCUGGACAUGGUGGACACACUGGUCUCCACACACAACAUCCCCGGCAGUUGCAAGCUGUUGUGCAGCGCUUUACUUCGUGCGCCAAAAGAGAAAGCGCCCUUGAUGAUGCAGACCUUGGCGGAGAAGACUGCAAGCUUAAACGUUCUUUCUACCCUCUCAGCAGAGGCGAAUGCAAUAGGCUGGGAGGACUUCACUCCAAUCCAUGCUGCAUGCAUGACAACUCAAGUGGACUCCGUGCAUAAUUUUGUGGAGUUCAUCAUCGGCAGAGGAGCUGACCUCUCAUUGUGGGGUAAGCGCUUGAGUCUAAAGACGUCUUUUGCCAAGCGUCUGCCCCUGCAUUAUGCAGCCGAGAACAAGAACAUGAAAACUGACACUGUGAUGAUGGUUGCCAGGGCCUAUCCGCAGGCACUGUUUGAGCCUGUCAACCGGGUGCCAGGCCGUGAUUUGCCAUGCCAAUGCUGCAAACAUAAUCCAGAAACACAGCUGGCUCUGGAGAAGUUCAUGUACGAGUACAUUUGCGAAGCCUGCGACGGGAUGAAGGCCGAGAAGGCAGCGGAUUUCUUCCGACUGAUGCGACUGGCCAUCGAGUUCGAAGGUGUGAGAACAAUUCCAGCGGAAGAUCUGCCAAGAGGGAAGCUGUUGCUUUCGCUGAAGCGAAUCCGCGCGUCCAGCUUGGUCGUGAGGUGUGCAUCCCUGAAAGAUAUGCAGGGCGAUGCAGGGCUGGAUUGUGUGUGUGAUGCGGCGGCUGGCUUUCAGAAUAUGGGGGUAAGCAGGGCUGACAAAGGGGCAGACUGCAGCGAGCUCCUCAGCGCCCAGGAGCUUGAGAAGCUGCUCUCCCAGCAGAUAUCAGCACGGCUGCAGUGGGCUGCCGAGGCCUGUGCUUCCGGAGAAGAAACGGUGGCGGAGGGCCUAACAACCUCUGAUGCUGUACGAUACGCCCUCUUCGUUGCAGCGGGGCUCAUUUCAGCAGCAAAGAACCAGACUGGAGGGGCAGAGGCUGAAGAAGAGCAUGCAUCAGGGGCAGCUCGCUUGGCGUCAGUAGCCCUGGGUGCGGUGGACACGAAUCUGGAAACUCUGGUGGCCUGGUAUUGCCAGGAGCUUCAGCUGCCCUCAGAGUGGAGACUCCUGGACUUGUUGAAGCAGGGCCUAGCCGGUGGCGGUGGAGGUGUGAGCGACAUUGUCUUUUCUGCAGGGGACAUUGUCAUCAAGAAGACCCUUCAACCAGACCACCCUCAGUUCAAGUGGCUGCAAGGCCUCUUUGAGCAAACCUUCCUGGGAAUCUACACACGAGAUCGCAAGGGUGAGGACGUUCCGAAAUCGUUAGAAGUCCGUGAGGUGGAGCAAGUUUACAACUGUGGGAGCUGGGGGGAGUAUGCCCGCCGACGGCAACAAGUCUUGCAGGAGAUGAGCAAGGGAGGUGCCUCUUGGGUGGGCGAGUUGAAGACGGACAAGUGCACACAGGGCGAACAGCCCAAUUGGCACUUGACAGGGGCGGAACUAGGUGCCAAUGAACACUGGUUAUAUCAUGGCACGUCGUUGGCCGGCGAAGCGGGAAUUACAGAAGGCGAUUUUCGUUUGAAUCUUGCGGGCAGCAAUGCUGGAACGCUGUAUGGUAAUGGUGUGUAUCUGGCGGAGGCUGUGUCCAAGAGCGAUGAAUACACCACGCCACAGCCAAGUGGCCUGCGCAGUAUGCUGAUUUGCUUGAGCACCCUUGGUAGAGUGAAUUACAACGAUCAGAAGCGCCCUGAUGGCGAUGAGCUGGCGGCGUCGUGCAAGGGUGGGGGCUUCCAUAGCAUCCUUGGUGACAGGGAAAAAAUCCGCGGUACGUACCGUGAGAUUGUCGUAUUUGACGAAGACCAGGUGUACCCGGCGUACAUUUGUCGCUACCAGCGCGUAACGUGA
This is a messenger RNA of Symbiodinium pilosum, 2025 nucleotides long. Lineage: Eukaryota; Dinophyceae; Suessiales; Symbiodiniaceae. The record is from the annotation of a GenBank genome assembly.